CAAGUCGGUCAGACCUUUUUGCCUGCGAACCCAACAGCGGGGUUUGUUUAGCUGCGUGCGAUAGAGAGCAGCAGAGACGAGGAGAGGUUGGUGGUGGUGGUGUGGUUGGAGGCGAGUGAGAGAGAGAGAGAGGGAGCGUGCCUCGCCCUCCCCUUCCCAUUCCCGCGGGGAUUUCCUGAGCCGCCUUCCGAGAGCUGAGAGGGAGUUCCGAUGACGUCAUGCCCGCGCUGCAUCUGCUCGGAUGGAAAUCCCGGGCACGGGAAUGCAGUUCGGACAGCCUGGCGGCGAGAAGCCGUCUCAGCGUCAUCUGUAUCGUCACCACCACCACCAACACCAAACUACUACAGCAGCAGCAGCAGCAGGAGGAGGAUCACCAUCAUCUCCAGCAUCAUCAUUCGAAUCAUCAUCAUCUCCAGCGUGGUCGUCAUCAUCUGCCAAACCAUCAUCGGCAUCAUCAUAUGCUUUUCGCUUCGUCGAAUGCGCACAGCACAAUGCAACAAGCUUUGAAGGAACAAGCACGUUCUCAUUUUUGUCACUCCGCAAUCGAGACAUGUCACUGCUGCAGCCACAGCAGCAGCAGCAGCAGCAUCUUCCUUAUCAUCAUCGUCAUCAGCAGCGCCGUUAGAAUAACAGUAACCAUUGCAAUCAUUACCAUUACUGCCGCGUUAUCACCGUUAUCUUUGGACGGGCGAACCCAAACAAUGGGUGGCUGUCUUCUGCCUGUAACGCGCGUCCACCCGAUUGCGAUGUAAUGGAUAACGGAGAAUAAAAAAAUCUAUAUAUCUCAGCGGUACGUGUGAAAUAAAAACAGAAAAGCGCGCACGGUAAUAUCAUUGCUAUUAUUGCUAUCACGAUGAUGAUGAUGAUGUGAGCGGUGGGCAAAUAUGAAGGCACAAUUAAUGCGGCGGCGGCAGCGGCAGCAGCAGCUCUCGCAAGGAGGGAGGAGAAGGAGCGGAGCUGCGUGCGCAUAGAUGCGAGCCAGCGCAGAUCACAGCGGCAGCAGCAGCAGCAGCGAUGCCCCGGACCAAACAGCGAAAUCCGAAGCCUCUGAGCUAUAAAAUUGAAGAGGCCAAAAAGGAACUGCAGGAUCCCGACAACCAGAUCAACACAAGCGGCACAGGAAAUGACAGCGUGAACGUUUCAAAGGACACGAAAGGGACCGCGUGUAAGAAGCACCAGAAAAAGGACAGGAGGAGUGAAGUCGCAGUGCAAAGGCAGAGCAAGCAACAUCUCAUCAAGGAAAGGUCAUCAGCUUUAAGGGGACAGGGAGUGGGUGAGGAUGAUAGAGAACGUGGGAGUGAGCCGGCCACCGAUCCCAAGGAAAGCCACGCUCCUGCUGCCGCCUCGGUGCAAAAUGGAAACGUGGAAAGCGAAGCCAAAAAGCAAUCUGUUUUAGCAGAGACCAGCCUGCCGGCUCGCCGGGGCUGCGUGAGCGAUGAGCCUGCGACCGAAAUAAGCGAGGAGCGACGCGCUGUUUUACGGCAGGCCUGGCCGCGCGUGGAGAGCGAGGCGGAGUCAGUCGGUAACGAGAACGCUGCAACAGGGGAGCCGGUGUGUGAUGGGGAAGAGUUACUGCCCGAGCCUCCGAGGGAUGCUGCACUGCCGCCGCCGCUACGCUUUCCUGCCAGUCCAGACGCGCAGGCCAAGGUGGCCAAGAACUGUAAACCCCCCCUGUGCAACGUAGUGGAAGUCAACGCAGAUUUAUCGAAGGCCGCUCCCCUCGAGGCCUUGUUAACAGCCAUGGAGUCUGAUCCCAACCAGAGAGACCCUUCCACCGCCACCGCCGCUGCCGCCGCCACCACCGACACAGCCGCUGCCGCAGUCGCCACCACCACCGUGCUCUCUGAACUCUCAUCGAAAGAUCCAUCGCAAGGCCAAGAAACAAGGGACACCGGUCAGCUCCCAGCAGCUAAGGCUCAGCCCCAAAUGGCUUUCCUGCAGCCUGCGUUACCAGGACAAAGUAGCUUUUCGAAUGUAGCACAUAUGUCGACGAGAGAAGCUACGCAGCAGCAGCAACAGCAACAACAGCAACAGCCUCAGCAGAAGCACACCUCUUUUCAGCAAACGUCGCUCGUCUUGGCUCACCAGCCACAGCCUCAGCUGCAGGUCUUGUCCGAAUCUCUGCCGCAGCCCUGCACUUCCUCGCAAGCUCAAGACGUUCCUUCCACAGCCCACAUCGUAGUUCCUCUGUAUGGACAAUUUGCCGUGCCGUCACGUGUGAUUCAGUCGCCGCCACCCGGGCCUUCAGAGCCAGCGCAGCAGCAGCAACAACAGCAGCAGCAGCAACAACAGCAGCAGCAGCAGCAACAGCAGCAGCAGCAACAACAGCAGCAGCAACAGCAACAACAACAGCAACAACAGCAGCAGCAGCAGCAACAGCAGCAGCAGCAACAACAGCAGCAGCAGCAGCAACAGCAGCAGCAGCAACAACAGCAGCAGCAACAGCAACAACAACAGCAACAACAACAGCAGCAGAAGGAAAAGAAGCCAAAAAAGCCAGGAAAAUACAUAUGCCCUUUUUGCAGCAGGGCGUGUGCAAAACCGAGUGUGCUGGAGAAGCACAUCAGGUCGCACACAGGAGAGCGGCCAUACCCCUGCGUCACGUGCGGGUUCUCCUUCAAAACGAAGAGCAACCUCUACAAGCACAUGAAGUCGCACACGCACGCGCUGAAGGCUCGCCUGACGAGCAGUGCGGAGCACUCCGGCAGCCUGUCCGAAGCCGGCACCUCCUUCAGCAGAUCUGACACCGAGGUCCGGUCUGAAGCCGGCGAGAGCACGGACACGGAGGAGGAGCAGGGGAGAGCCGCCCUGCUCUCCUCUUGCCCUAACCUCCUGCGGUCGAUGUCCUCCCAAGGGUCGCUGGAUUCCGCGAGGCAUGGCGGCAGCUACUCGCUCGAGUCCGCGCCCAGCGUGUCUUCCCCUCUGCCCACCGUCAUCAUCGAGCACGCGAAGGCCCCCGAGAGCGUCGUCGAGUUCGCCGAGCCCAGGCAGCAGGAGCCGCCUCCGACAUCGUCGUCGUCUUCGCAAAGGUCCGAGGCGCACCAGCUGGUGAAGAUGAAGCUCGCCCUGGCAAUACGCUCGCCGGACCGCAAGAGGCGGGACAUGGAGCUGGCGCUGCAGCAAUGCCACGGCAAGGGCUCCGACCUGCCGAGCUCGCUGAGCAAGGGCAGCACGGACUCGGGGUACUUUUCCCGGUCGGAGAGCGCGGACCAGCAGCCCGGCAGCGCCAACCCCCAGUCGUACAAGGAGAUCGUGCUGGGCAAGAACGUGAGCACGAGGUCGAGCCUCCUCGCGCCCAGCCCCCUGAUGCUGCCGCAGAAGCACUCGCUGGUCCUCACCGCGUCCUCCAAGGGACCCACGGGUGACAGCCUCGAAGAGCACAUCAACAAGCUGAUUUCCCGAAACGAGGCCGUCAUCGACAACACUGAGUUGGACAGCGUAAAGCCCAGGAGGACUUCGCUGACUCGUAAGGGCAGCAUCGAUUCGCCGAGGCCGUACACCUUCAAGGACUCGUUCCAGUUCGACCUGCGGCCGCUCGGCACCGGCGAGCCGAGCGCCGGCUCGGGCCUGGAGUCGCAGCGGCAGUCCAUGUCCGCGGACGUGUCCAAGUCGACCAUAUGCCUGCUCAACGUGCCGCAGAGCUACGGCGCGACCGAGGGCCUGUCCGUGACGCGCAGCAACUCCAUGCCGGCCGUGGCGGGCUACUCGACGGCGGGCUUCUUUGAGCCCCGGGCGUCGAGCAUGACGAGGGAGAGCCACUCGUUCGACGAGCGGAUGUCUGCUUCCCAGUACGACGAUGUGUUCGUCUCCGAUCCCAAUCUCUCUGCCAUGGCCUCGCACCACCGUCCACUGGUCAGGCAGAAAGCGUUCGAGCUCCCAGCGAGAACCGCCACGCGCGUUAAAAAGACUCUGUCCGCCGAAGAGAGCGUGCAGGAGGGGGGCUCCUGCGGCGCCGGCCAGCUCUCCGCCACCAAGAGCAGGUCGCUGGAGCAAGAGCCGCCACAGACGCCGGGCACGAGCGAGGCCGCGCGGCGGCUGCAGAGGCUGCCGCGAGGCAAGGGCCUCAUGUACGAGUGCGAGACGUGCCGGGCCAGGUACAGGAAGCUGGAGAAGUUCGAAGCGCACAAGAAGUACUACUGCUCGGAGCUGCACGCCCCGCGGAGGCGGCCGUCCGUCACCCAGCAGGGCCGCGAGCAGCCACAGAUGAUGCACUACAAGGUGUCGUACCCGGGCACGGUGCUCAAGCGCGCACACCUCAUCAGGAAGCGCCGCAAGGAGAAGAGCCUGGGCAGCGAGGAGGACGCCCUGGCGGCGGAAGACACCGGCAAGAACGCGCUCGGCCCCGAGCUCGGCCCCGCGACGGGCGAACCCGCGUCGCACUCCGAGGCGCCCGCGAGGGGCGCGCGCCCCGGCCACACGGCGCGCUGCCCGGCCACGGCCGCCGCCGGCCCGGCGAGGCCCCCUCCCCAGCCUGCGAAGGCGCCGCCGCAAGUCGAGACGCAAAUGAGCUUCGAGUCGGCCUCCGAGCCUCGGGGCACCGCUGCCGUUGAGGCCGGGGCCCAAGCCCAGCCACCCGUCGCGGAGACAAGCGGGGGCUUCGAGAGAGCGAGCUCUGAAGGGUCGUCUCAGCACGAGGGCGGCGGCGGCGGGCAGAUUUCUGUUAUUCAGCACACGAAGUCGCUCAGCAGGCCAAGCUCACUGGAAGCCAUGGAGUCCACGGAGAGCGAUGUGGCUUCCUCGGCCACAGCGCAGCACAAAGAGGCUCCCCCGCUCGACCCCGGCAGGCCGCUCGUCUACGCGACGUCACCCCAGCACCAGCUGCACAAGCUGGUGAGGCAGCCGAACAUUCAGGUGCCCGAGAUACUUGUCACGGAGGAGAAGGAGCAGGAGGAGGCGAAGCAGCAGGAGAAAGCGCAGGAGGAGUCUUGCUGGCCAAUGCGCAGUGAAACUCUGUCUCAACUUCCAGCCGAAAAGCUUCCGCCAAAGAAGAAGAGGCUCCGGCUCGCAGAGAUGGGACUAUCGUCGCUGGAGUCGAGCACCGAUUCCUCAGUCGGCCGGAGCCUAAGCAGAGAGAGUUCUCUGUCGCACUGCUCCGGCUUGUCCACUUCCAUAGACCGAGAGGAGGCCAUGACGUCGAGCGGGUUGCCUCCAAAGCAAGACUUCACCAGCAAAUCCACCCACUAUCUCACUGUCCCGACUUGCAGCCACAGGCUCAUGGUGCCGAGCGUCCACUCCGAGCUCCGGAGGGCCGUGUCGGAACAGGCCGUGGGUUCUACUGGCACCUCCCAGUUCACGACGGAGAUCCGGAGCAAAUCGCUGGACAUCGGCGCGAUGUCGGUCAUGCAUCGCCAAGCGGCUGCAUCUCCCGCCGAGGAGGAGCCGAGGAGGAGCCCGCUGACCCGACAGGCUUCGCUCUCGGCAUCCACCGAAGCCCAGGAACAUCACCACGCAGGCUUAGCGGAGCACUCUCAGCCACGACCGCAGCAGCCCGCUACCCAGCUGCCAGCCGAAAUGGUUUAUCGCUACGGGUCGCCGGCACCGAGUCCGUUGCCGAUGCAAACGGGGUAUCCUCAAGUUUGGUCCCAGCGUGGAUCCCUUCUCCCAGAGGCCCUGCCCCAAAUGCUGUCCAUUCAACAGGUGGCCAGACCCCUGCACGGGCAGCAGGUGAUACAGCUUCCACUGCAAGUGCCGCAGUUCCACCAGGCGGCGGAGCUGCACUUGCAGCAACCGGUGCCGAGGCAGUCUUCCGUCGAACAGCAGCAGCGGCAGCAGCUGGCACAGCAGGGCAUGCACCUGCCGUCACCUGCACUUCAACAGCAAUGGCACCAGUACCCGAUGCAGAGGGCCCAUCCGGUGGAGCGGGGGCUACAAGGAGCUCAGAUCUUGUCCCAACCUCCGUCCGCCCAGCACGUGAUACAAGCUCUGCACCCACAGCCACAGUACGUGCCUGGAUACCAGCCGCAGGAGCAGUCGCAGUACGUGCUCUCCCCAAGCAGCCCCGUGGCCUACUCGUUGCAAGCGCAAGAGGCGUCCAGCUCUAUGGGGAUCCCUGUGAUGGCCUCUCCGGCGUUCCCCCCCGCUCAGCAGCUCGACACCUUCGUGUUGUCACACACGCCCGCGUUCCUGCAACCGAUGGCUUCUGUCCUCGUGCCAAUCAGAGUCCAGACGAGUGGCUCGUCCAUGGGCUACGCCAUUUACGCCGCCACCCUGCCGCAGAUUUUCAUGACGUCUACGCUCAACGCGCAGCCAGCGCUGGUCUUCUGCCGGCUGGAGGAAGGCGUCAUUCACGGCACGCUGCCACAAACUCUGCAUUUCGACACGACGCCCUCCGCCGGUGGAGCCGCCGUGCCCGUUCCGAAUCCGCCCUGCGCUCCGGCUCCUGUCGCUGCUGCCCCUCCUGCUGCUGGCGAUUCUGAAGUCCCAGGACCAAGUUCGUCGACGCAACCCAUUUCCAUGAUCUUCUCGGGCGAGCCUCUGGCGAGGAAGCCGCACGCGCAACCCGCGCCUCCGCUGCCACUCGGCGAGGGCGGGCAGCCGCCGGAAGGGUCCAGGCAGCGGGAGCCGCAACCCGGCGCGGACGUUCGGAGACCCGGCUCAAGUUCCCCGGCAGAGGGGCGGCUGCACCCCUGCUACGCGCUGCCCACGGGCGCGGGAGCCCAGCACCCCGGCGCCGCCGCGCUCUCUCCCGCGCGGCCGGGGACGCCGGCACACGAGUGCCACGCGGCACCAGCGGAGACGGCGUCGUCGACGCGGUCCCCGCCGGAGUCCGCGGGAAACGCGGCGUUCGAGCAGGCGCCGGUCACCGCGCCGUGCAGCGUGACCGAGAGGCCGAGGAUAUUUUUGAUGUCUCCCUCUCACGGAAGGCAAUCGGCGGGACAGUCGGCGCAGCCGUUUCAAGGGACGGCGUCGUUCGCACACCUGUCGCGCGUGGAAUAUUUGGCCGGAGAGCCGGAGGAGUUCAGAGCCACUCCACAGAUUGACCAGAUUCAAUUCCCCGGGGCUCUGGUGCAGGCGGCGUUGACGGGGAGCAAGCCCGUGCUCAUGAGCCCCCUGCAGAGUUCAUUGUCUCCCAACAUCGAAAUGCCCGUCCGCCCGGCAAGCCCCACCAUGUGUCCUCCACAGAGGCCCACCACCCCUCUGCAGCAGAUGAGCCCUCCCCCGUUGGGACCCAUCUCCGCCGCGGGAAAGAGGCUGCUGUCACCCGCCAGCAGCCUCGACAUCACGGUGGAGAAGCAGCAGCAGAAACGCGUGAGGGAGGAGACGAGUCUGGCCGAGCGGGUGUCGGGAAUGCUGCACGUCCACACGCAGGAGCACGACUUCGGCAAGGCCUACAAGCCCGUGCUGGUCCGACAGAUACCGGUCGAGGUCCCCGGCACUCCCACUGCCGACCAAGUGGCUGGGACGUCAAGGUGGGUGGAGCAGCCAGCGUCGUGGCAAGAGCGCCCGAUGCCAGGUCCGUCGCGGGCAGUGGCACAGACCACGAGCGCCACGCGCAAGGAGGAGUACGCGAAACGCAGUGUCCACGCGGAAGCGGAGCAGCUGAGACAGCACGAGUCCAAGCAAGCGAGCCCCAGCGAACAGAUUCAGCCGUCCUGCGAAGGCUCGGGUAUUGUCGGCGGCGGCAGUGGCGGCAUCAUUCCGACUUCGCCGGAGACACGUCAAGGAGCUGCCGCUCAAGCGCGUGCCAGACUGCCGAGCCAAAUGAGCGAAGAGGUCACCGCCGCGUCGCACCCGGAGAGCGCCGUUCCGCCCGCAGGCCAGAGCUCCAGCCUGCAGACGGACACCACCGUGUUCUGGUGCUACCUGCACCGCACGCAGCCCUGCCGAGCGGCGCACACCAGCAGGGGCGCCUCCUCCUACAGCCACUGGGCGCUGGGCGGCUGCGGCGCCAGCACGCUGGGGCUCUCGCUGGUGCGGUGCAGAGCUAGGGGCAACCGGGCGUACACGACGGCGGCGAUUUCAGCACCUGGACAGCGGCGGCUGGUCCACUCUGGUGCUUGGAGGUCUCCGUGUGGACAGCCACGCUCAGAGAUGAAGGUCAAGAUGGGGGACGCCGCGCAGGCUUGCACGGAGCGGGCGGCGGGGUCCGGGGUCGAGGUCACGCUUCCUGGAGAGGCUCCGUCACGGGAUUGCGAGUCUGCUCGAGCCGCGUUCGAUGAAAGGUUGCCUCCGUCGGAGAAGCGCGGUUUCCCGCGGGGCCACGGCUGUGAGAGGCCGGGCGGCGACGACUCCAGCGGGCAUCGGCAGGAGCCCGGAGCCCUGCACGAGCGAUCGGGCUCUCCGCAGUGCCCCCGGACCCACCACUGCCACGUCUGCGGCGUCUCCUUCAAAAGCAACGGAAACCUAGUGAAACAUAUCAAGUCAAAGCUGCAUGGUGAGCAGUGUUUGGAGCUGGGUCUCACCCCCAAGGAGCAGGAGGUCACAGUCGAAGGAGAGGGCAGCGACGAGGGAAACCGAGGGAGCGAGCACGCUGCCGAGGAGCCGGAUGAGCCGGAGGAGGAGGACGGCGGCAGCGAGAGCCGUCGCCACGCAGCCCAGUUCACUCUGCCCGUCGAGCAACCCGAGCCUCAGCCAGGCCCAUCUGGUGUUCGCACUUCCAGGACAGCAGCGGCAGCAGCAGCAGCAGGGGCUUCUGAGUCUCCAACCCGAGCGGCACAGGAGCUACGGCCGGUGAAGCCGAUCACCGCCACCGCAUUUUCGUCCCAAGCGUUCGCAGGGAUCGGCGAGUCUCCUGCCGGGCACCCCCCCGCCGGUUCAGGUGCCCGUGAUCUCCCCUUGGACGCUGGCGAAGCAACCGGUGCCGCUUACCAAGGUCGGUCCGGAGGACCCCAGGCCGUAGCCAACGCGUCGGUCACGCCCGCGACGGAGACCCUGACCCAAGCGGGAAGCGUUUCUGGGACUCGGCCGGGCGGAACGACCGACGCGGCCACCGCCGCUUCCUUCCCCGUGGAAGGAUCGGCAUCGCCGCUCGAAACUUCGUCCUCUAGCGGUCGGGCCACGCCAUUCCCGAGGGAAGCCCUGCCGGAGCACUGCCGCCAGUUCCCGCGCUACGCUCGGCCGGCGGACGCCCGCGAAAUGUCGCCGCCGCCGCCGUCCUCGACGUCCGUGUCGAUGUUCGCGAGCUCGCCCCCGUCGCCUGUCCAACUGCCAGGCCCACUCCUGCCCGUGCUUCGCCCCUCGUCGUCCGCCGCCGCCGCCACCUUCUUCUUCCCGGACGCGGGCGACGUUCCGAGCAGGCCCGGCCAGUACCUGCCGCCCGGCUACGGGGCGGCACCCUCACGGGAAGCCACGCUCGCCGCCCUGUACGUGCGUUGCCCCAGGCCGGAGCGCUCCUUCCUCUACUCGGUGCCGCCGCCGCCUUCGCCCGUCCCGUGCCGCUCGCCCGGCCUCGGAGGCGCGGAGGCGGCGGCGCACGGCUCACCCGUGGAGAUGUCUCCCAGGACGCCGCCGUGCGAGGUGGUGAGGAUGCUGUCGCUGGACGGGCCGCCCUCCCCCCUGGAGACGGACGAGGGCAACGUCACGCCGGGCGCCGCUUUCCCGGCACCUGGGGCGCCGUACCUGGCUGCUCGGUAUUCGGACGACGCCAGGACUCAGCCGGGCUACACCCUGGUGGCCGACGUCAUCCCCCUGCUGCUGCCCACGAGAGCGGAAUCGCGAGCCAUCGCCGGGCUGGGUUCGGCGAAGCAGGACCCCGUAUUCAGCCACCUGCCACUGCACUCCCGCCAGCCCAGCCGCUCCCUACUUCCCGUCGCUCCCCUCGGCGCCGUCGCGCCGCCACCUGCUGCCGAAAGACCGCGCCUCGCCGAAGCAACGACGGCCACGCCACCCGGCGGCUCGGCUAGCCGGACCCCCGAGCCGACGGCCGACGGUCACGUGGGCGCCGGGCCCGUCGCCGACGCGGUCCCCCGGACGGACCGCGCCCGGUCCCCCGGCGGGGGGCUGACGUCGCUCUCGAGCGAGGAGGUGCCGUUCGGAGGCGCCGGGUUCCGGGCCGGCGGCGCCGCGACGAGGCUGAGCCCCUCGCAGCUCGCCGGGCUGGUGCAGCCCCCCGUGUGGAGCGCCACGCUGCCCAGGACCGGCGCGUCUCCCCUGCGGGGCUACUCGUCCGUGUACGGCCGCCUCGCCCCCGCGCGCCCUUUCCCUCUCGACGCACCCCCCUCCUUUGCGGCGCUCGGUCCGGCUCUGCUGAGCGGGCAAGCCCCGCCGCCGUCGCCGCUGGUGCCGCACGUCGGCCCGGCCGCCCACUCGGGCUUGGUGUACCAAUCGGCGGGAGGUCUCUGCGCUCUGAGCGAAGCUCCGGCCGCCGCCGGUCAGGGGGCGUACUUGGUCGCCCGAAAUUUACCUUCUUUGGGCAUUGCCUAUCAGCCUGGACCGUCGGGUCAUUAUGCCCCGGGGCAGCCGUUCCCUCCCGACGUGCUCGCUCGGAGCCGUGAGGGCUUUGGCGCUCGUCUUCCGGCUCCUGCAGAGGAGCAGAAGGCAUCUGCGCUCAACUUGGCCCCCAUCUCGCACGCCGUGGAGUUACCCUCCGCGUACUCUCCCAUGCCUCCUCCUCUACACGUUGCCUACCCGGCCGGGUGGAACACAGUCGCUGGGGUGCUGGCACCUUCUUCGCCCACGUUGAUGUUUUCCUCUGGGAAGGAAUUCCAUGAAGGUCAGGUCGGUAUGACGUUCCGACCUUUGGAACAACCCGCUGGUUUGAUGGCAGCUCCCGUGCCGACGCAAGGCUCUUCGCAGACCAGAUUUCCCUUCCCUUUCGCCGACGUCGAUCGGCGCAGAGACGUCACCUCGGCCACUGGUUCGUCUCCUCCCGCUUACCAAGGACCGCCGCCGCCGCCGAUGGCUCAGCCAUCGCUCGCCGCUCACGUUCAUCAGGGUAGGGAGGGGUGCUACGCGCCGAGUCAGCUUCCGCUCGGCGGGCACCGCUCCUCCCCGGCCGGCGCCGCGUCCCCCUUCCGGGGUUUCCUGCCGCAGCCGGGAGAGGGCUUCCCCGCCGCGGCGACCCGGCCGCCCCUCGCCGGCCUCGUGUGCCAGGCGGGCGCCGAGCCGCUGCUGCCGGCGCUGCUGGGCACGGCGCAGGGCGUGCUCGGAGUCCCCAUGGUGCAGCUGCUCCUCCCGGCCACGCAGUUCUCUGCGCUCGCCCCGGCCAUGACCUUCAUACCCAUCCAGGGCAUCGUGCAGGGGCCUCUGCAGGGGACCGCGGCCUCGCCCGAUCGGCCCGUCAGCCCCGCAGGGGAGCACGCAGGCGGCCUCGGCAUCCCCGCGGGCUCGGGCGACGGCGGGCACCCGCAGCCGGCGCCGCCGACGUCCACGACGCCGGCGGUCGCCUGUUCGCGCUGCCCUCGACUGUUCCCGAGCGCGGCUCUCCUCUGGCUGCACGUGAACGCCACGCACGCCGAGCCCGGGGACCGCACACCCCCGGGCGCCGGCGCGGCCCGUGCCCCGGCAGCCGCCAGCCCGGAGCCGCACGGCGCUCGGACGUUCCUGGCGGCGCAAGCGGCCGGGCCCGACGGCACGGGCUCCGUCGUGCCGCCCGUCAUGCAGACCAGGGCGGCCUCCUCCGUGCGCUCCCAGAGCCUGGGCGGCAGCGGCGGCCGCCUCCAGGCUCCUCCGAGGAGCGAGAUGGAGGGGCGGGAGUCGCCUUGUCUCAGGGAGCACCAGGGCCACAAGGAGUCGGAGCAGGGCUCGGGGUAUUAGCUGCUGCUAAUGCUGCUGGGACAGGUCGAGGGGUGGUAGGGGGUGGGGGGGGACCAACGUGGAAGUUGAUUAUUUAAAAUGAAAUUUUGCUGUGCCAUGUCAUGAAGACCUUGCUCACUUAAAACGAGUCUAUUUCUCAGCUGUUUUUGUAUCGUAUCUGUAGGUCGUUGUCAACAUUCGCUGGAUGCGCGUGUCCAUUGACGUUGGUAUUGUAUAACAUGAAGAUGUUUCGCCGUGACAGUAUGUAAAUAUGGGGGUAUAUUUAUUUAAUAACAAAAGCAGUGGUGGGAAACUGACGAUGAUAGUAAGUAAUUUUUCACGAACACCGUCUUUGAUCACCGUUGUCUUGAAGCUGUGUUUAUUUAUUUCCCCCCGAGGUCAUUGUUAUCACGUGACACCAGAGAGUAAGAGUCACUUCUUGUGAAGUGUGAAUUCUCGUCACGAGUUCAGUGGUGGUGUUUUUUACAUUCGCUCUAGAAGAAUCCAACCGUAAUUGUCGUUUGCUAGCUACCGUAUUAUAGCGUACGGGGUUUCCUUUGAAGUUGUGGAACGUUUUAUAUAUAAAAAAGUAGUUUCCGUACAUGGAGGUUUUUAUGUAAAUUAAAGUUUACACUUUUUUGGUCUUAUUAUUGUGAACGGAGGUUGAAGUCUUGUUGAAAAUUGCAAUGCUGCACUUGUCCAUAUUUUUAUAUAGAUACAAGU
Molecule: messenger RNA, 12396 nt
Organism: Lethenteron reissneri (Far Eastern brook lamprey)
Lineage: Eukaryota; Metazoa; Chordata; Hyperoartia; Petromyzontiformes; Petromyzontidae
Product: transcription factor HIVEP3-like
Biological process (GO): regulation of transcription by RNA polymerase II
Cellular component (GO): nucleus
Molecular function (GO): DNA-binding transcription factor activity, RNA polymerase II-specific; RNA polymerase II cis-regulatory region sequence-specific DNA binding
Source: RefSeq, a predicted model, not a curated record